AAUAUUCUUUUUUAAGGCUUUUAAAAUCCCUUCCUACUGCAUUGCCAAAUAGCUGCGUUGCAAAUAUACAGUGUCAAAAGUCAAACAAAUUAAGGGGGAAAUGUCAAAAGGUUAACAGGGUGAAGAUAUUGUGACUCGGAGAGAAAGGGGAAUAAACGAGCCGUUUUGAAUGCAGCAUUUCUAAAACUGCGCAGUUCAGGGACCGUGGAGUUCAUCACAAAUCUCGCUCCAGAGACCUAAAAUGAUCAGCUGUACAACUGGGAAGAAACGACUCAUGAGCAAACAGGGAUUUGGGGCGCCAGAUUACAGAAGGGCUGUCCUCAGCUGGCACUCUGCUUACCUGCAGAUGUCUGCUGCACUAAGUCUGCGUCUGUUGCACUGCUACUCGAAGAAAGGCACAUUUGGACAUGGUUCUGGUGCUAUGCGCACACUUAGCAUUAGGGCACCGAGAGAGGGCUACAAGUAUGUAAAUGCCCAGGAGCAGCCAACUGACCUGAGGUCCAUCACUGACCGGGCUGCAACAACCCUCUUAUGGACUGAGCUUUUCAGAGGUUUGGCAAUGACCAUGAGCUACCUGUUCCGUGAGCCUGCCACCAUCAACUACCCGUUUGAGAAAGGUCCGCUGUCACCACGGUUUCGUGGCGAGCACGCCCUCCGCCGGUACCCCAAUGGAGAGGAGCGCUGCAUUGCUUGUAAGCUGUGUGAAGCCAUCUGCCCUGCUCAGGCCAUUACCAUUGAAGCUGAGACUCGAGCCGAUGGCAGCAGGAGAACUACGCGUUACGAUAUCGAUAUGACGAAGUGCAUCUAUUGUGGUUUCUGUCAGGAAGCCUGUCCUGUUGACGCCAUUGUUGAGGGGCCAAACUUUGAAUAUGCUACAGAGACUCAUGAGGAGCUGCUGUACAACAAAGAGAAGCUGCUCAACAAUGGAGACCGAUGGGAGGCUGAGAUAGCAGCCAACAUACAGGCUGAUUAUCUUUACAGAUGAAUUGCGUCAUCAGUAACAAACAUUUCAACAUAUAUAUGCAAUAAAAGAAAUAGCUACAUGUAGCCUUACUGAUGCAAAAGUGAAUUAGGGGUAAGCACUGAAGCCAUGCUGCAGAUACGCACGAAAUUAUUCACUGCUAGGUGAAAAAUAUCAUGUUAUUUUACUGACUUACUUUUAGCUGUGACUAUGGCUCAUAAUUUUAGUGUAUCCAUGAGCUUAUAACAAACACUUUGUUAAACUGCCACUUUAAUCAAACAAAGUGGCAGUUUCAAGACAUUACAUGGAGGAUGGUAACUGUGGGAUAAAGUCUUUUGGACAUUUCUUGCCAGAGCUAAGUUUUUAUGGAAAAAAUGUCAGUUAACACAUUUGGGGUGUCAGCUUGCCUUUUAUAACUGAUUCACACUAUUUAUGAUGAAUUCAUCAUCUUAUCCACUCGUCUUCUUAAUAUAAUGCUUUCAUCACUCUGAAUCAGGGUCAAGUUGGACUCAUUAAACCACGUGAAUUGAUGCCAUUGUUUCAGAUUAUAAUCCUGCUUUCUAUUAAGCUGACGUAAGCUGUUUUCCACUGUUAACUUUAUUGAAUGUUCUUUAUUUCUUGCGGCUGUUUAUACAGUUGUUUAGUUCAAUUAAUUGGAGCAGUAUCCACAUUAACGUUUAACUUGACGUAAAGAAUGCAAAUUCUUUACUUAAUUGUUAAUUAAUUGGUUUAUUGCAUUUAUUUAAAUAUCUAUUUAUUUAUGAAGCGUGUCACAGUUUAUCAGCAUCUUACCAGAUUCUUAUAAUGAAUUGGACAUUCCUUAUCCCAAGGGUUUAAGGCUGUUGAAAGUGAGCCCUGAUUCCAUGGGCAACCUUUGGAAUAAUUUUGCAUGGCCCUCGAUCACUCUUCAAGAGUAGCACCACUGGUACUAACACAAGCAAGUGAUGCGAACGGACACUUUCAAAACUUGUUUAUGGCGAGAUCUACGCUGACAAGUUCAAAUCUUUUUAAAAUGGAAAAGUUAAAUAAAACAAACUCUAUGUUUGUGUUUUAUU
Messenger RNA from Xiphophorus maculatus (southern platyfish), 2016 nucleotides. It is a transcript of the gene ndufs8b, whose product is annotated as NADH-ubiquinone oxidoreductase subunit 8-like. Gene Ontology annotation, cellular component: membrane. NCBI's taxonomy places the organism in Eukaryota, Metazoa, Chordata, Actinopteri, Cyprinodontiformes, Poeciliidae. Gene Ontology annotation, molecular function: NADH dehydrogenase activity; 4 iron, 4 sulfur cluster binding. The coding region runs from base 242 to 985 and encodes 247 amino acids. The record is from RefSeq and is a predicted model, not a curated record. The transcript is spliced from 9 exons. Gene Ontology annotation, biological process: mitochondrial respiratory chain complex I assembly; mitochondrial electron transport, NADH to ubiquinone.